AUGACAUUUUCAGUUCAAACCCGUACGGUCGCCGGCGUCACUUUGAUUGACAGCACGCUCGUGCGAACCGCCCUGGAAUUCGCCCGAGCUCAUCUUGACGCAAUGUCCUUCAACCACAUCCAUCGCUCGUGGAUAUUCGGCGCCAUCAUAGCCUCCAAGCUGCCCGCUUUUGCCAAAAUUGACAUGGAGGUGCAUGCCGUGUCAGCGAUUCUCCAUGACCUUGCGUGGGAUUACACUAGUGUCUUCUCAUCGCAAGAUAAACGCUUCGAAGUCGAUGGCGCCCAUGCCGCGCGCGACUUUCUGCAGCAUGAAGCACCACACUACGAUCACCGCCGGCUCCAGCUGGUUUGGGACAGCAUUGCCCUACACACAACCCCGAGUAUCGCCCAACACAAGGAGCCAGAGGUUGCCCUUUGUUGUAUGGGGAUCAUGGCUGAAUUCUUCGGUCCCGCAUUCCCUGGCGGCCUCAUCACCAAGGAUGAAUAUAAUGCCGUGAUUCAAGAGCUGCCGUCACUGGACUUCAAGGAGGGGGUGAAGAAGUUCAUGUGUGGAUUGUGUAUUCACAAGCCCGAAACUACCUACGAUACAUUCAUGCGGGAUUUCGGGGAGCGUUUUGUCGAGGGAUAUCCGGCAUCGGCUGGAAAUACUGUUGAUCUGCUCAUGAAUCCGAUAGACCACUGA
Molecule: messenger RNA, 681 nt
Organism: Penicillium alfredii
Lineage: Eukaryota; Fungi; Ascomycota; Eurotiomycetes; Eurotiales; Aspergillaceae
Exons: 1
Coding region: 1-681 (226 amino acids)
Source: RefSeq, a predicted model, not a curated record